Molecule: messenger RNA, 954 nt
Organism: Bursaphelenchus xylophilus (pine wood nematode)
Lineage: Eukaryota; Metazoa; Nematoda; Chromadorea; Rhabditida; Aphelenchoididae
Source: the annotation of a GenBank genome assembly
AUGCUUCUCCUGGGAUGUCUCAGCGACAUUCAAAUAUGGGCAUCCGAGUGUCUGCUACAGUUGGUAUGUAUGAAAAUUAAAAAUCUUAAUGCAAUUUUCAGAUAAGCCGCAUCGAAGAUGGAGUAUUGAUUUUGGCGUUGGAAGGGCCAGCGAAUGCCCUUUCACCGUACGUCCAAGCAGCUUUGGUAGGCUGGUACGGAUUUUCCUUAGCGCUUAUUUUGGUGAUGCAGCCGGCAAACUACUAUUAUAGAUUUGUCUGCAUAAAAAAGUAAGAAGGGCCUUAAAUAAAUCUUAAUGUUUUCUCUUCAAUUUUAGUUUAACACCGCCUUCUAUUACUCAAUCAACACUUCUCUAUUGUCUUGUAUUUGUGAUUUCUAUGCCAUUUGGUAUAUCAACAUAUUUUGCGUUCGCCAGAAGCGCGGAAGUUCGCCCGGGCUUUAAUUACAGCAAGUUGUGGUACAAUAUAAGGCCGCUGCCCGUCUUGUUGCCUGCAGAUACGGUAGGCUUGUCCCCGACGUCCAUAGAGAACUUUAAUAGAGGAGUAAAUACACCCAAUUGUAUCUUGCAUACGCGGUGAUUUGUUUUGGUUUUGCCUACACUACCUGCAUCUACAUUGCCCGUCUAACAGUAGUGACACUGCGCUAUAAUCAGCAUAUGUUCAGUGCUAAGACAAUGCAGAUGCAAGCGCAACUCUCAACAGCGCUAUUCAUUCAAACGGCGUUGCCCAUUUUUACGUCUGUUGGACCUUGCAUGACAAUCGCUGCCUCUGCAUUUUUGAACAUGGACGUUGGAACUGCUGGGAUCAUCAUGUACACCUGCUUGGCCUGGAUUCCAUUUUUUAAUCCAUUGCUAACGCUGCUCAUCAUCAAACCGUUUCGUUCGGCGGUUGGAAGAAUUCUUAAGGGGGAAACAAGAGUGGGAGCUUCAGGUGGCUCUAACGGAUCUUUUUAUUGA